Myxocyprinus asiaticus (Chinese sucker) is the source of this 1949-nucleotide messenger RNA. RefSeq lists its product as uncharacterized. The transcript has 2 exons. Lineage: Eukaryota; Metazoa; Chordata; Actinopteri; Cypriniformes; Catostomidae. Gene Ontology annotation, molecular function: DNA binding. The record is from RefSeq and is a predicted model, not a curated record. The coding region runs from base 16 to 675 and encodes 219 amino acids. Gene Ontology annotation, cellular component: transcription regulator complex; nucleus. Gene Ontology annotation, biological process: regulation of transcription by RNA polymerase II.
GAUGAAUAAACCUACAUGUUUCACAGGAAAGAGUUAUUAGAUUGUAAAGUUUGCCACCCAAUGCUAACAACAAUGGAGGAGAGGUUAAUAGCUGCUGUGUCCGAUUAUCCAGAGUUGUACAAUUCUACAAUAAAUUCAUAUAAAGACUCCGCGAGAAAAGCCAAAGCGUGGAGAGCUGUGAGUUUACAAGUUGACAUACCAGAAGAGGACUGUCGCAGGAGAUGGAAGAGCUUACGGGACAUGUUCAUCAAAGAUAAACGAGCAGAGCAGCGCAGGCGAGUGUCAGGAACGUCGCACCGCAGCUGGAAGUACAGCUGGCAGAUGUCUUUCCUCACGCCGUUCAUCCAGUCCAGAUCGCUGGCCACAGACGAGCCCGAGGAAGACCGAGAUGAUGAAGACAAGGAGGAGGAGAGGGCAGUGGACGGAAACUCUUCGUUUGUCGACCGAGACUUUGAGGGGGAUCACGGGAUGCUGGAUGGAUCGUCGCAAUACAGCGCGUCUGGAUCACAAGAACCAGGACGCAAGCGGAAGUGGCAGAUGGAGGGAACGGAGGACUUGGAGGACGAAAUGUUCUUGUUUAGUCUUCUGCCGUAUCUGAGGAGGCUGCCUUAUGCGAAGAAGAGUGCGGUGAAAUUAAAAAUUCACCAGCUGUUGUAUGAGGCAGAGUUUAAGUGACGUUCUAUAGUUUUUAUUCAUAUUUUUCUAUCUUUUAUUGAUAUUGAAAUUCUAUCCAUUGCAUUUUUUUUUUACGUUCAUAACAUACUGUAUCGACACUGGUAGAUUUUGAUGUUUGUUUCAUCAAAGAUGAAAUUAUUAAACGGAAAUGUACAUGCUGAGAAUGAUUGUUGAGUUUGUAACAUACAAAUUCCUCUUCUGUGAAGUUUGGUGUUUCUAUGGUUACUCUCUAGCGGACGAUCUGUGGAAGUACACUAUAUUGCCAAAAGUAUUCGCUCACCCAUCCAAAUAAUUGAAUUCAGGUGUUCCAAUCACUUCCAUGGCCACAGGUGUAUAAAAUGAAGCACCUAGGCAUGCAGACUGCUUCUACAAACAUUUGUGAAAGAAUGGGCCGCUCUCAGGAGCUCAGUGAAUUCCAGCGUGGUACUGUGAUAGGAUGCCACCUGUGCAACAAGUCCAGUCGUGAAAUUUCCUCGCUACUAAAUAUUCCAGUCAACUGUCAGUGGUAUUAUAACAAAGUGGAAGCGACUGGAAAUGACAGCAACUCAGCCACGAAGUGGUAGGCCACGUAAAAUGACAGAGCGGGGUCAGUGGAUGCUGAGGCGCAUAGUGCGCAGAGGUCGCCAACUUUCUGCAGAGUCAAUCGCUACAGACCUCCAAAGUUCAUGUGGCCUUCAGAUUAGCUCAAGAACAGUGCGUAGAGAGCUUCAUGGAAUGGGUUUCCAUGGCCGAGCAGCUGCAUCCAAGCCAUACAUCACCAAGUGCAAUGCAAAGCGUCGGAUGCAGUGGUGUAAAGCACGCCGCCACUGGACUCUAGAGCAGUGGAGACGUGUUCUCUGGAGUGACGAAUCACGCUUCUCCAUCUGGCAAUCUGAUGGACGAGUCUGGGUUUGGCGGUUGCCAGGAGAACGGUACUUGUCUGACUGGAUUGUGCCAACUGUGAAGUUUGGUGGAGGGGGGAUUAUGGUGUGGGGUUGUUUUUCAGGAGCUGGGCUUGGCCCCUUAGUUCCAGUGAAAGGAACUCUGAAUGCUUCAGCAUACCAAGAGAUUUUGGACAAUUCCAUGCUCCCAACUUUGUGGGAACAGUUUGGGGAUGGCCCCUUCCUGUUCCAACAUGACUGCGCACCAGUGCACAAAGCAAGGUCCAUAAAGACAUGGAUGAGCGAGUUUGGUGUGGAAGAACUUGACUGGCCUGCACAGAGUCCUGACCUCAACCCGAUAGAGCACCUUUGGGAUGAAUUAGAGCGAAGACUGUGAGCCAGGCCUUCUCGUCC